Messenger RNA from Cetraspora pellucida, 753 nucleotides. The record is from the annotation of a GenBank genome assembly. Lineage: Eukaryota; Fungi; Glomeromycota; Glomeromycetes; Diversisporales; Gigasporaceae.
AUGUCGACAUCUCGGCAAAGUCUAAUAACUUCCGCUGUAAAUUUUCUUAAAGAUCCAAAUGUUCAAAGUUCUCCUCUACAAAAGCGUGUAGCUUUUUUAGAAUCUAAAGGUUUAACUUCCGAGGAGAUCGAAGAGGCAUUGAAAAAAUCUAAAGGUGAUGAUAUCUCUACCAAUGCGUCCGAAGUUGCUCUGCCAAAACAUAAUCAGGCUAAUGUCCAGUCAAGCGGUCAACCUAUAGUCAUACAACCACCUCCAGUUCCAAGAAUGGACUGGAAAGAUUAUUUCAUUGCUGCUGUUUUUAUUGGUGGUAUUGGUUAUGCGAUCGUUGCUGUCACUAAGAAAUAUAUUACUCCUCUUUUGAGGUUACCAACUGCUGACGAGCUUGAUCGAGACAAGCAACUUCUUACUGAUCAAUUCACAACUGCUUCUGAAACUCUGGACACUGCCAAACUUGAUAUCCAACUUGUUAAAAAAAGCAUUGAAGAACAAUCUUUUAAACUACUUGAAAAAACAAAAGAAUCUCAAUCCCAAUCCCUAAGUGAUUUACAACAAGAACUCAAAUCAUUAAAAUCUCUUCUUGCAAAUAGGCGAACUCUUUCUAAUGAUGUAUUACCAUCGUCUCCAACUUCAACUCUUACUCCAACUUCUCCCAUUGUUCAAUCUAUAUCUUCUCAUCAUGGAAUUACUUCUGAUCGUCCAACAAUUCCAACCUGGCAACUGACUUCCACUGCAUCAAAGGACCCUCUAGAUUAG